UCCAUAAAACAUUACAUGGAUUCCAGAUCUCUUAAGCUAUACAGGUGGUACUACUCCAGAAUAUGGCAGUGGAUGCUGAAUGUCAUGAUAGUGUUGGUCCUUGGCCUUGCCUUCAUAGAGAGCCCUUCCUCCCUGUCCCAGACCUCUGACCUACGCUACAAACAGUGCCCCUGGGAAGCCCCGUGUGGGCUCACGGAGACCAUCGAGAUGCUCUGCCUUCUCACCUUCACACUCGACCUGGCUGCAAAGAUCUAUCUGAUUGGUUGGGGAGAGUUCUGGAAAUGCAGAUGGCUGAUAGGCUACAUGGUGGUUAUUGCAUUGUCUUUCAUGGACUGGACAUUAUCCUGGGCCAUGCUUUGUCAAGAGCAUAACAUUAGAUUCAGAAGACUCCUAAGGCCAUUCUUCCUCUUGCAAAAUUCAUCACUGAUGAAGAAGACUUUGAAAUCCAUCAAACGCACUCUAUCAGAAAUUAUGAGUGUCUUUUUGCUUGUAGUUCUGCACCUGUGUCUCUUCACUAUAUUUGGAAUGCUGCUGUUCACCAGACAAGAGGAAUCCAAGACCCACACAGAAUGGGAGUCUUACUUUAAGAGCCUUCCUCAGUCUUUCACAUCUUUGCUGGUUCUUAUCACUACAGCAAAUAAUCCAGACGUGAUGACCCCAGCAUACUCUUCAAACAGAAUCUACUCUCUAUUUUUCAUCCUCUUCAGUGGUUUCGGAACAUUCUUUUUGAUGAACCUGCUGACUGCCAUCAUCUAUAAUCAAUUCAGGGGAUAUUUACUGCUGUCCAUCCAGACGUCCAUCUUGAGAAGGAGGAUGGGGAUCCGAGCUGCCUUUGAGCUGCUCAGCUGCCAGCAGCCAGCACUCACUCUCUCUGAUGAUGACAUGAUUGAAUGCGUGCAGGUGAAGACACUUCUGAAGGUUCUGAGACGAGUCAAGAUGGAUUCCUACUACCGGCAGGCCAUAAUUAAAAAAGCGCUGCAGUCUCAUAAUGGCCACAUUGAGAGAGAAGCCUUUCAGAUGUUAUUUGACGAACUGGACAAAGACAGGAUCAAAGAGCACCCUCCGGCUCCAGAGUACUCCUCCGUGAUCCUGCGCAGGCUGCAGCGUGUCCUCAGUCACGGCGUCAUCACGGUGGGAGGCAACGCCGUGGCGCUGGCCAACGUCAUCUGCAUCUGUACUAUCCUUGUGAUUGACUCAGGAAAGACCUUGUCUCAACGAGAUGACUACUAUUUGGAGUUAAUCAACUGCUUCUUCAUCCUGUGCUACCUGCUGGAGAUGCUACUAAAAAUAAUUUCUAUGGGAUGGAGAGGCUACCUUUCCCAUGGAAGUAACGUUUUUGAUGGAUUUCUAACAGUACUGUUACUGGUCCUUCAGAUAUGUGUCUUUGCCACUUAUAGACUUCCAUUUGCCAGCUGGAACCCUGCCAAGAAAGGACUGCUGCCUCUGUACGAGAUGGCACAUCUGGUCAACAUGCUGAUCGUUGUCCGUUUCUUGAGGAUUAUCCCUAACAUAAAGCUUAUGGCUCUGGUGGCCAGCACCCUUAUGGAUUUGGUGAAGAACCUGAGAGCGUUUGUUGGAAUUUUAGUGGUUGUCUUUUAUGUCUAUGCAAUCAUUGGAAUUUGGCUCUUCAAGGGAGUGAUUGUGUCUCCCACUAAUAUAAGCUGCAGUCAUUCUCAAAUAAGGAAAUACAGUGGCAACGUUUCAGUUGAAUGUGGCUCAUAUGAACAACUUGGCUACUGGGCAAACAACUUUGAUGACUUUGCUGCAUCUCUAGUUCUGCUCUACAACAUCAUGGUGGUGAACAACUGGCAGGUUUUUCUGGAGGCCUACUCAAGACACACCUCAGAAUGGUCAAAGAUUUACUUUAUUUCCUGGUGGCUGACCUCUUCAAUCAUGUGGGUGAACCUGUUUGUGGCUCUGAUUAUAGAGAACUUCAUCUAUAAGUGUGACAGGAGUCAUGGGUCCUCCGUGUCUGAUCUGAGCGUGACUGACUUUGAGACGACUGUGCAGCUGAUGUUCAGAGAGCACAUCCCAGAGCCCACAGAAGAGGAGAUCAUUAGCAGGCUACAUGAGAACCCGCAUCUCCACCUUACUCUGUAGUGCACCUUAAGAAGAAAGCUAAGUACACUACACUCUCAGCCCAACUGCAGUGUAUCACAACAGGAGUCUUUCAGCCUGUACCUGUCUUACCAACCGUUCCGCAUCUCCACCUUACUCUGUAAUGCACCUUAAGAAGAAAGCUAAGUACACUACACUCUCAGCCCAACUGCAGUGUAAUGCACCUUAAGAAGAAAGCUAAGGACACUACACUCUCAGCCCAACUGCAGUGUAUCACAACAGGACUCUUUCAGCCUGUACCUGUCUUACCAACUGUCCCGCAUCUUCACCUUACUCUGUAAUGCACCUCAAGAAGAAAGCUAAGUACACUACACUCUCAGCUCGACUGCAGUGUAUCACAACAGGACUCUUUCAGCCUGUACUGUACCUGUCUUACCAACCGUACAAUUGCUCUGUCUCUAGCACUAAUAGCACUAAUUGACCUGCUGUGAAGAAAUAAUACGAUAAAUCCUGUGUUUUGUCUUGUCUAUUUAAAAAUAAUUAUUUCAUCCAUUUACAUGAAAUUGAAAAUGCCGCUCCAUGUAGUGUAGUAUCCACGAGUCUGUAACUUUUGCCUACACGUGAGUCUGUGAAUGAGAUAUUAAGAAUCUGUACAAAGUUUAUAGCACAUUUUGACAUUGAACUAAAUCUUAAUGAAACCAUGCCAUAUUCCAUUAUUAGUCUUUCAAGUUUUUUUGAAACCAUAUGACCUGUCUUGAACUGAUGAGGAAGUCCAUAUUGUUCUCCAUAACAACACACAGUCCAUGCAGUUUUGCGCAACUUCCUUGACAAGUUCUCAACGCAGGCCUCAUGUGAGAUUACU
Molecule: messenger RNA, 2920 nt
Organism: Sardina pilchardus (European sardine)
Lineage: Eukaryota; Metazoa; Chordata; Actinopteri; Clupeiformes; Clupeidae
Product: two pore channel protein 2-like
Exons: 23
Coding region: 16-2100 (694 amino acids)
Biological process (GO): transmembrane transport; calcium-mediated signaling; monoatomic ion transport
Cellular component (GO): lysosomal membrane
Molecular function (GO): voltage-gated channel activity; ligand-gated sodium channel activity; intracellularly phosphatidylinositol-3,5-bisphosphate-gated monatomic cation channel activity
Source: RefSeq, a predicted model, not a curated record